GUCCCAAUUGGCCUGUUUUCGAGUCUUCACUUGACGUGCGCUUGAAACAUAUCUGCUUCUUUUUACAUAUAAAAUAUCAUUGCUUAUAUUAUUAUCAGUAGCGACUCAUUAAUUUUUCCAACCGAAGAGUUUGUAUGUAAAUAAAUCUAAUUCUAUGUUUGGGUUUUAAUGGUAUUUCGUCAUUAAUCAAAAAGAAAAGUAAAUUACAUGAGUAUCCAUUACACUGACUAUUUUACGAGAAAACAUUCUAGACGCAGUACAGCAUUUAAAAGUCCAGUAUUACGUGAAGUAUACCUAUAUAAGAAGUUCUUCGUGUUCAAUAAUGAAAAUUUUACCAUUCUUACUAACGAUAAGUGUCACUUCGUGUAUGAGUUACAAUAAAUUGUUAAAAAAAGCUGCUUCUGUUUGCGAUUCAGUCUUUUAUCAUGAGUACGUUACGUCAGUGGUAUGGAUGCGCACCGAGCCUGAAGAUAUUACUCUAUUCCUCCAACAUUUUCACGGUUCUGCGGUAAUAGUUCCUUUAGACUAUCAGAACAUGAAAGCAGUGAGCGAACUAAAUAAAGCCACGGGAUUUAAACAAACAGUUCUCUUCGCUGUAUCCGUUGAAGAAUUCAUACUUUUCAUAACAACGUUAAAUUUGGAUCUCAUAGUACCAAUUCGUAUGGUUUUAGUAUUAACAACACAAUUAACGGAUCUGGCUAUGAUAACAAAGGAAGCUUGGAAACAUGAUUUAGCAGAAAUUAUUAUAAUAAGCAAAGAUGAAAAUGAAGAAAUCCGUCUCACUACUUACUUUCCGUACAAAAAUGGAAUUUGUGGUGAUUACACUCCACAUUCUAUUUCUAACGAAAAAGAGUUAUUUCCUGAAAAAUUCAAAAACUUGCAUGGUUGCCCAAUAAAAGUCACUUUACUUAAUUUUCUUCCGUAUGUUGGAUUGCAAAAAGUAAACGGAACUAUUACAUUCAUAUUUGGCAUAGAUGGAAGUGUAUUUAUUUUAUUAAUUAAAGAACUUAACGCCAUUAUGGAUAUCGUAUCGUCAACUGACCACGGAGGUAUGGGUGUCUUUGUCAACGGCUCUUGGAAGGGCUCCUUCGGUGACAUAGUUCGUCGAGAAGCAGAUAUAUUCGCGCCUGCUGGGAUUAUUACACAGAAAAGAUUUUCAGUGGCACAAAUGUCUCAUACUUAUGAAACACUUAAUAUUCAUUGGUGCGCACCACCCCGACGUGAAAUCUACGCAUGGGCAAAAGUAUUAUUACCAUUUCUGACUAACAUUACGCCUUUUCUUGUAUUAGCAUUUUCCGUUUUCGUGAUUACCAUAGUUCUCGUCAAACGUUCUAAAUUACAUGGUAUAAAAUCUAACAAGAAUGUGUUCUUACAGUCUUUCAUGAUUUUUUUAGGCCAAGGUGUAAAAUUUGAAACGAAAUCGUCAGUUAUAAAUUCCUUUUUUGUUGCAUGGUUAUGGUUUUGUCUCGUAGUGCGUAUCGCGUAUCAAGGAGAUCUUGUUAAUGGCCUACAAAAGAAAAUUUACGAACCACCUUUCGAAUCGGUUGAGCAGGCGCUCCAAGAGUUGGACGGAUAUGGAGGAACCGAACUAUUUCGUGAAUAUUAUGCUGGCUCUCCGAUAGCAGAUAACUAUCAGGUAAUCAAAAUAGGAGACUUGCCACGGUACAUAAGGGAUGUAAUUGCCGGUAAGCGGUUUCUCAUCGCGACAGACAUAUUAAUGCAUCAAUACGCGAAGAAAUUUCAGAUACUUCAAGAGCCUUUGACGCAUUCUCCGACAUGCUUGUUCAUGCGACCCGGCUGGCCAGUUUCUAGAAGAGUAGACGUCAUAAUUAUACGAGCUAUUGAAGCAGGGCUUGUGCAGAAGAUUAUUUAUGAUUUCCACUACACAGUUCGAUUACGAAGACACGAAAAAGAAGAAGAGACAGGGACUAGGCCAUUAGGAAUGUCAACAAUGUUCGCAUGCUAUUACGGUCUCAUACUGCUUUGGAUAUUUUCUUUCGUAAUAUUUUUAUUUGAAGUUUUAUAUUACAAUUGGAAGCACAAAAUAGCGUAUGUUAAAAGGAAACGAAAUAAGCUUUUCAAAUUUCAUCACUGAUUCCUGUC
Messenger RNA from Bombyx mandarina (wild silkworm), 2103 nucleotides. RefSeq lists its product as uncharacterized. NCBI's taxonomy places the organism in Eukaryota, Metazoa, Arthropoda, Insecta, Lepidoptera, Bombycidae. The record is from RefSeq and is a predicted model, not a curated record.